This is a messenger RNA of Scomber scombrus (Atlantic mackerel), 1799 nucleotides long. Its product is annotated as fucolectin-3-like. The record is from RefSeq and is a predicted model, not a curated record. NCBI's taxonomy places the organism in Eukaryota, Metazoa, Chordata, Actinopteri, Scombriformes, Scombridae. The coding region runs from base 219 to 1166 and encodes 315 amino acids. The transcript has 5 exons.
UAUUUAAUUUUAAUGUAAGUUGUCAGAUCAAUAUAAUUACUUAAUAUCCAUCAGUGAUUUAUUUUAGAAAAGUGAUUUUAUUUUUAUGCAUUUUGGAUAUCCAACUUCUGGAACAAUGCAUUACAUUGUUGGUCAAGGAUAAACUGUCUACAUUAAUAAUGAAAACAAUGUAAAGUUUGUUAGUGUAAUUCUAUCAUUAAUCUUUCUCAACCAGAACAAUGAUGCAAGUUUCAGUUCUGCUGUUGCUGCUCUUUGUGGGGACUUGCUCGGCUUACACGUAUCAAAAUGUGGCCUUGCGUGGAAAAGCAACUCAGUCACACCGCUUUCAGAUCAAGCCUUGGUAUGUUUUUGGCGCUGCUUACAACGCCAUUGAUGGAAACCGUGAAUCUAAUUAUUACGCUGGUUCAUGCACACACACUGUUGAACAGACCAACCCCUGGUGGAGGGUGGACCUGCUGGAGUCCUACGUGGUCACUUCUGUCGUCAUCACCAAUAGAGGAGACUGUUGUGCAGAAAGGAUCAAUGGGGCUGAGAUUCAUACUGGAAACUCUUUACGAGACAAUGGUGUUGCAAACCCAGUGGUUGCUGUAAUUCCCAGUAUCCCAGCAGGCAGACCUUACACAGUAACUGUUACAAAACGUGUGGAGGGACGUUAUGUGACAGUGGUUUUACCUGGACGAGGAAGGAUCCUCACACUCUGUGAAGUGGAAGUCUACGGGUACCGUGCUCCAACUGGAGUGAACCUGGCACUCCAAGGAAAAGCCACACAGUCAUCAUUGCAUUCAAUUGGCAUAGCAUAUAACGCUAUUGAUGGGAAUCGUGCCAGCAGCUGGAGUAAGGCCUCCUGCAGUCACACAAACAAUGACUUUACUCCCUGGUGGCGACUGGACCUGCAGAAAACCCAUAAAGUGUUUUCUGUUAAGAUAACCAACCUGGAUGGUUCCCCACAACGACUCAAUGGAGCUGAGAUCCGCAUUGGAGAUUCUGCUCGAAACAAUGGCAACAACAACCCCCGGUGUGCUGUGAUCACACACAUCCCUGCAGGUUUUACCCAAACGUUCCAGUGUAACGGGAUGGACGGUCGCUACGUUAACAUAGUCAUUCCUGGAAGAAAAGAGUAUCUGGUCAUAUGUGAGGUGGAGGUGUAUGGCUCUGUAUUGGAUUAGAUUUGACGAAAUUCAAAAUGUAUAACAAUGGCAAUUUACAUAGCCGGUAUUUAGCUGAUGCUCUUUUAUAGAUUCUGAUGGAAAUCAUAUCUUAAGGUUCAUUCAUGACAUUGACAUCAUUAGAGACAACAUAUGGUUAGGUGACAGUAAAACUGCAUUAAUAAAUGUUUGACCACUAGGGGGAAAAAUAAUUCCAAAUUAUGCUGACAAACACAACCCCAACAUCAUCAUCUAGUGAAAUAAAUUUGUUAUGGCUAAUAUGUUAGCAAACAGUUGCCCAUUUACACAUCCUGUCAACAAAAAACAACAUUAGCAUUCAUUUGGAGUCAUGUAUCUGUUUGCAGGAUGAAUGUGAAUCCAUUAUUAAAUCUCCUUUUAGCUCUAGUUUGGUGUCCAUGACUCCUGAGAAAAAAUAUCUGUUCUACAGCUACAAGAUGCUGGAUGAAGAGCUGAAUUACUCAUACUUCCUCCAAUUCAUGAUGUAAUGUCAUCUACAAAAUGUAUCUUUUGUUCUUGAUUUCACAUAAUUCUUGUUUUUCUGUUUUUAAUCUUUGGGUUUGGCACCUGGACAUUGGCUCUGGCAAUUUCCACCUUAUCAAUAAGAUGUGUACACCUAUCAUAAGUUGACUACAC